Messenger RNA from Neodiprion fabricii, 1479 nucleotides. Its product is annotated as neuropeptide Y receptor type 2. The transcript is spliced from 5 exons. Gene Ontology annotation, cellular component: membrane. Gene Ontology annotation, molecular function: G protein-coupled receptor activity. The record is from RefSeq and is a predicted model, not a curated record. Lineage: Eukaryota; Metazoa; Arthropoda; Insecta; Hymenoptera; Diprionidae. Gene Ontology annotation, biological process: G protein-coupled receptor signaling pathway. The coding region runs from base 81 to 1289 and encodes 402 amino acids.
UAAACUCGCAAGUGGAGUGACAACUUAACUAUUCAUUUGUGUUUGAAAUAGUUGAUGAAACUAAGACAAAUUGUUGUGACAUGUUAAAUAAUACUUGGUCUUUUUCGUAUGGUGAUUCGAUUUCCAAGGAUCAAGGAACUAAGUAUAUACAUGGUAUUUUAGAUGAUUACUUCGACACAACGCAGUAUUAUUUUCCGAAUGAAAUUUGGGAAGUGCGGCCAGCAUGGGAAGUGACUCUCAAAGUAGCAACUAUGAUUCCUGUGAUUGUUUUGGGAUUAGUCGGUAACAUUAGCCUUAUGUACGUGAUAAUACGCACACCCACUUUGCGUACAACAACGAAUAUUCUUAUUGCAAAUAUGGCAUUGGCUGAUUUUGGGACAACACUGUUCUGCCCGUGGAUGUUUCUUUGUUUCGACCUAUUUCAAAAUUAUAUUUUCGGGUCGAUUGGUUGUCACCUAGAUGGAUUACUCUCGCAUGCUUUAACACUGGUCGCUGUAUUCAGUUUGAGUGCUGUGAGCUAUGACCGGGUGUCUCUUAUCGUGCUGAGCACUUCGAGGAAGCUAUCGAAAAGGACAACUUAUAUAUUGUUGUGUACUACUUGGGUGGCAGGACUAGUCGUUGCAGCACCAUUGGCUUUUUUUCGCCAGUAUCGGACGCGUCAGUGGAUUGAUUACUUGGAGUCUUAUUGCACUGAAAACUCGUUGUAUCUUGCAUCUUACUGGGGUAUCUUUGUUUGUGUCAGUGUUUGGGCUCCUUUGACCAUUAUGGCCGUGUGCCAUACAGCCAUUCUAAUAAAACUGGAUAGAUAUGAAAGACUUGUUCGAAAAAGUAAGCAUCCCAUUCAAGUCAAGUACAAAAGAAAAGUAGCCAGGAUACUAGCCUUACUUGUAUUAGUAUUUAUAAUAUGUCGAGUACCAUUCACAAUGCUAAUCCUGCAGCGAAAUCAGCUUUUACAGCACCCAGCGCAGCAGCAACAAGCAGAUUCAAUUUAUAUAUUAUGGUACACAAGUCGUUAUUUGGUACUACUCAAUGCAGCUCUAAAUCCCAUUCUGUAUGGCUGCAGCAACAGGUCUCUGAGACAAGCUUUAGCAUCGUGCGCCGGCAUAUCUUGGAUCUUACGAAACGGAAAAGUAAAUUUCGCGAGGAAAUCUAGCAUUAUACGGAGUGUCCCUAAUCAGCGGGACAUUCUAAAACCACACUCACCCAGCUUCCAUCCGGAUAAUCAGCACGGAGCCCUUCCUAACAUUUCUUCAAUAAUUUCGCCAAUCGCUUACACCACCGUAUUUUAAACACUAUAAACAUUGCAAUCGAUGGUUAUUUUAUGAUAUUGAUAGUAGUAUUGAGGUAAUAAUUAUCAGACCUGGUCAUUUUAUCACUGACAAUGAGUGAAAUACAUGUACAGGUAGACCAAGAUUUGUUGUAUCAAUACAUUUGGCAAACUUUAAGUUACACUUUCAUUGCAAUUCCAAAUUAUAUAUA